Helianthus annuus (common sunflower) is the source of this 1303-nucleotide messenger RNA. RefSeq names its product pheromone-processing carboxypeptidase KEX1-like. The record is from RefSeq and is a predicted model, not a curated record. The coding region runs from base 713 to 1108 and encodes 131 amino acids. NCBI's taxonomy places the organism in Eukaryota, Viridiplantae, Streptophyta, Magnoliopsida, Asterales, Asteraceae. The transcript is spliced from 2 exons.
ACUACUAGCAUACAAACCCCAUCCCCAUUUCUUCUAAAUCCCAGUUUCUUCCUCAUCUUUAACACUUGCUUCAAUGAGUUCCAACAAAAAAAGAGUGCUGGCCGACCUUGAAAUGAUACCCUUAUUUCCAUGUCUUCCAGCUACUUUAUCACCUACUUUUAUUUCACGUUUCUGUAAAAUAUAUACACGAAUACUUUCUGUUUUCUCUGUCUCAUCUGUCUUAGAACUCUGGACCCAUCUCACAUCAAUAACCCAACCCCUACCGCCUAUAGGUAUUUAUUUUUGAUUUUUAAUUGAUUAUUUACCGUAGACCUUCUCGGUAAAACAGAUCAAACUUAUUAUUAUCAAAAUGAUCUGAACUGUUUCAAAGACCCAACAUGCAUUUUUUGUGCAUUGGGCUCUUUCAUAUAGAAAUAUCAGCUAGUCCGCCAUUUUUAUUUUUGACAGAAAAAUAAGAAGAUGGCUCCAUGUGCUCUGAGUCAUUCUUUCAUAUCUUUCGAGAUCCACCCUACAAUAUGGGGUAAAAAAGCCAAAAUAAGUGAUUUUAGCCCUUAUAAAAAGAAAACUGAUUCUUGAACCUCUUUCACGCUCAUGUCACGUCGAGGUACUGCAGAAGAAAAAACUGCAAAAUCCGAUCCAAUUUUUCGUAAUCGAUUAGUUCACUCUACUUGAUGAGUUUUAUGACUACUCUGUUCAAAUCCAAGGGAACCCAAUGGUGAGUUUGGAUGCUAUGGAGGCGUUCCUUGGUAGAGAUCGACUGAAGGACGCUGGUAUGGCCAAUAAGAGUGUGCAUGACCUUUACCAUCGUUUGAAAAUUUUAAGGAAAACAUAUUUCGAGAAUCAUCGCAGCGAUUUAGAUAUUGAUGACAUGGAAUGGCUUGACCAAGAGACGUAUCGACUUUCACACUUGCUUUGGAGAAACGAUGACAGUUCUGAUAAAGAUGAAUAUAACGAUGAUGAUGCCGCUGAGGAACCAGAAGAUGAACAACAAGAGAAUCAAGAAGAAGAAGAAGAAGAAGAAGAAGAAGACGACGACGACGACGACGAUGAUGAUGAUGAUGAUGAACCUGAACACGAUGAUGAACCUGAAGACGGUGGUGAUGAUUAAAAGAGAGAUGAAUAACCUACCAUCUGAGUGAUGACGUGGAUAUUUUGGAUCUUGUUGAAUGUUAUGUCGUGACUUUUUUUUAAAAAAAAAAAAACUUGUUUGAAGUUGGUUCUUUUGUUUCAGACUUUGUUUGAAGUUUGUAUUUUGGAUCUUGUUUGAAUUUAGAAGUUAUGUUAUAUUUCUUUUGUUGUGUCA